AUGCCCACUCCAAAGCUGCACCAACGCGACUGGAAAGAGGGAACUGUUUAUUUGUUCCAAUUCCCGCGCACUCAUCUGAUCCCUUCUCCGUCGCCGUUCUCGCUGAAGUUGGAGACUUGGUUGCGGAUGAAUGAUAUUGCCUAUGAGAAUAUCUCAACUGAAUUCAAAAAGACCUCCUCGAAAGGUCAAGUUCCAUUCAUCGAGUUCAAUGGGCGCCAAUUCGCUGACAGCAAUCAAAUCAUCGUGUAUCUCAUCAAAGAAUUGCACAAGGAGAGUCUUGACGGCAAUUUGUCACAGCAAGAUCUGGCCUAUCGUCAGGCUUUCCAUCAUCUCUUAGAGCAAUCGAUUUUCUGGUCAAUGGUCUGCAAUCGUGCGCAAACAGGCGACUGGCUUUUUUCUGACAAAGGAGCCGGCUCGCAUUUUAGUGGCCUCAAAAAGACGCUCGCUCAGAAACUUGGGCCAAUGUUCUUCAAGAAAAAGCUGACCUCAAUGGCUCACUCGCAAGGCUACGGUCGACACUCGAUUGAAGAAAUCGAACAACAAAUGAUCAAAGAUCUCGACUCUUUAUCGACUUUCCUCGGCUCAAAGCAUUUCUUUUUUGGCGACAAAGCGACAACUUUUGAUGCAACAGCUUUCGGGCAUUUAUGUCAAGUGGUUUAUACACCGAUCGCCACUGCUGGAGUCUUGAAACAUAUCGAGGAGCAGAAUAAGAAUCUUAUCGAUUUCCUCGAGCGAAUGAAGGCGAACUAUUGGCCGGAUUGGAACGAUGCCACUGAGAACCUCAGCUUCUCCUCGAAUUGGCAUAAAGAA
Messenger RNA from Mesorhabditis belari, 810 nucleotides. NCBI's taxonomy places the organism in Eukaryota, Metazoa, Nematoda, Chromadorea, Rhabditida, Rhabditidae. The record is from the annotation of a GenBank genome assembly.